Cuculus canorus (common cuckoo) is the source of this 2441-nucleotide messenger RNA. It is a transcript of the gene GPSM1, whose product is annotated as G protein signaling modulator 1. Bases 98 to 2095 code for a protein of 665 amino acids. The record is from RefSeq and is a predicted model, not a curated record. The transcript is spliced from 14 exons. NCBI's taxonomy places the organism in Eukaryota, Metazoa, Chordata, Aves, Cuculiformes, Cuculidae. Gene Ontology annotation, molecular function: protein binding; GTPase regulator activity.
AUCAGCCGGAGGAGGGGCCUCCCCGCGAGUUUCUUGGCCGGGUGCAUCACUUCCCGGCGCUGCCAUCCUGCGCUGCCCGGUGCCGGGGCCGCUGCCCAUGGCGAGUCCGCGCGGCGGGGACAGCCCCGGCACCGCCCGCCGCAGCGGGGCCAGAAUGGAGGCAUCCUGCUUGGAACUGGCCCUGGAAGGAGAGCGCUUGUGCAAGGCUGGGGACUUCAAAGCUGGGGCAGCCUUCUUCGAAGCAGCGGUGCAGGUGGGGACAGAGGACCUGAAGACUCUCAGUGCCAUCUACAGUCAGCUAGGCAAUGCCUAUUUCUACUUAAAGGAGUACUCCAAGGCCCUGGAGUACCAUAAACAUGACCUUACCCUGGCCAGAACCAUUGGGGACCGCAUCGGAGAAGCCAAGGCAAGUGGCAACCUUGGGAAUACAUUGAAAAUACUUGGGCAGUUUGAUGAAGCUGUUGUUUGUUGCCAGAGGCACCUGGAUAUCUCUCAGGAGCAGGGAGACAAGGUAGGUGAAGCCAGAGCCCUCUAUAAUAUAGGAAAUGUUUACCAUGCAAAGGGAAAGCACUUAUCUUGGAACAUGGCCCAAGACCCAGGCUACCUGUCUCAAGAAGUCAAGGAGACGCUACAGAAAGCUUCAGAAUAUUAUGAGAGGAACCUGUCCCUAGUGAAGGAGCUGGGGGACAGAGCUGCCCAGGGCCGUGCUUAUGGCAACCUCGGCAACACCCAAUACUUACUUGGCAACUUCAAUGAAGCUAUAGCCUUCCACAAGGAGCGCCUUGCUAUUGCUAAGGAGUUUGGGGACAAGGCAGCCGAGCGGAGAGCGUACAGCAACCUGGGCAAUGCGCACAUCUUCCUUGGGAGGUUUGACAUCUCUGCUGAGUACUACAAGAAAACGCUCCAGCUCUCCAGACAACUCAAAGACCAAGCAGUAGAAGCCCAGGCUUGCUACAGUCUUGGGAACACAUACACGCUGCUUCAAGACUAUGAAAGAGCGAUCGAGUACCAUCUAAAACACCUGGUCAUAGCACAGGAGCUGGGAGACAGGGUGGGAGAAGGAAGAGCCUGCUGGAGUCUUGGAAAUGCCUAUAUCUCCCUGGGGAGCCAUGAGCAAGCCUUGCACUUUGCAAGGAAACAUCUUGAAAUCUCCCAAGAGAUCGGAGACCGGAACGGGGAGCUGACAGCACAGGUGAACAUGGCCCAGCUCAAGUCAGCCCUCGGCUUGGGCCCUGGGGACGAGGACGUGGGCUUGGCUCACCACUGCUCUGGCUAUGAAGCACAAGGAGCCAGGCCAAAGAGACUCCAAAGGAACGGCAUGGACAGCUUAGACCUCCUGAAGUUCCCUUCUGAAAAGGACCAGAAUGGGGACAACCAUCACGUGGGAGACCUGAAGAUCUCUGGAAAAGAGUUCUUGUCGUUACCUGCAAGGUCAAAGAAAUACCGGGAGCACCAAUCCAGUUCGGAGAGGAAGUCUCAGGGGUCAAGUACAUUGCCACUGGAUACCAGUGAAGUCCGAGUCCAGGUGUCACAAUCGAAAAUCAACCGGACCCCUUCGGAUGAGGAAUGCUUCUUUGACCUGCUGAGCAAGUUCCAGAGCAACCGGAUGGAUGAUCAGCGCUGCCCGUUGGAAGAAUGCCCAUCAGAGGCUGCAGAGGCAGCUGCCACGCCGGUCCCUGCCCUGGAAGAAAGGAUAUCACAGUCCUCCUUGAUGGCAUCGCCGCAGACGGAAGAGUUCUUCGAUCUCAUCGCCAGCUCCCAGAGCAGACGGCUGGAUGACCAGCGUGCCAACGUGGGCAACCUGCCAGGCCUCCGGAUAACGCAAAACAACCUGGGGCACCUGCGUGUGGAGGGGGACGCCCAGGAGCCCGGGGACGAGUUCUUCAACAUGCUCAUGAAGUGUCAGUCCUCCAGGAUCGACGACCAGCGCUGUGCACCACCAGACUCCAUCCCCCGUGGCCCCACCAUGCCGGACGAAGACUUCUUCAGCCUCAUCCAGCGCGUCCAGGCCAAACGCAUGGACGAACAGCGGGUAGAUUUGGCCACAGCCCAGGAGGAGGCAGCAGAGGAGCAGCAGAGGCCUGGUUCCAGCUAAGAACUGGGGGUUGGUUUGGGGGGGUUAUUUUGGUUUCAUUUGUUUUUUAAAAAGAAAGUAAGUGUAAGUGGGUGCAAACCUGAGCGCUCUUGCGCUUCCACAGACUUCUCCCAGGAGCUGCAGCGCUGUUGCACUGCACCUGGCUGCUCCGCAGCGGCAGUGUUACAGGAAAGCCCUCCAGCUGGGGGUGGUUUUUAAACAAGGGGGGUUUUUUUGGCCACUGUAACACUGAGCACAGCUGAAGGGACGAUGACUUCAGCAGCCCCUUUGCUUAUCACCUAAAAAUCUGGGAACUUGUGCUGUCAGCCAAAGGAAGAGCCCAGAGCGGGUACCCGACCCCAGCCUU